This is a messenger RNA of Manis pentadactyla (Chinese pangolin), 716 nucleotides long. RefSeq names its product tetraspanin 16 (gene TSPAN16). The transcript has 8 exons. NCBI's taxonomy places the organism in Eukaryota, Metazoa, Chordata, Mammalia, Pholidota, Manidae. The coding region runs from base 1 to 534 and encodes 177 amino acids. The record is from RefSeq and is a predicted model, not a curated record. Gene Ontology annotation, cellular component: membrane.
AUGUCUGGAGCACCCCAGUCUGCUGAUGUGGCUGAAAUGCACACUCCAUAUUCUUCCUUGAAGAGACUGUUAUCUGUCCUCAACGGCUUCAUUGCUAUAAAAUGUCCUACAUUUGGAAUCAUACACCAGUGGGGCACCUUGCUGUUUGUUCCAGAAGUAGCGUUGGAGCACAACUUCAUGACCCUGAGGAAGGUCAGAGGUUACAGUGAACCAGCUGACUAUCCCACGGACUGGAACUUGGUCAUGGAGGAGCUCAAGUGCUGUGGGGUGAGGAGCUACACAGAUGUUUCUGGAUCCUCCUUUGAAGUGAUGACUGGCCAUACGUACCCCAGGAGCCACUGCAGGUCCAUUGGAACUGUGGCCUGCAGUGGGCACAGGGUGUCCACAGAUGUCAUCUACUCAAGAUUUGAAGUCCGGCUCCCUAAAAUAACUAAGACUCAAGGCUUCAGCCUGAGUGGGGGCUCCCUGGGGGUGGCAAUGAUACAGGUAAGAGGAAUUCUGGCCACCUUGCAGCUGUUCAUCAAGCUGGGCUGACAGACUUGGAGAAGCCAGGUCACCUGGGUCCACCUGGCUGUGGAGAUGUGGCUCAUUUUUAUCUCUGUGUGGCACUGACUGCUUUUGGUAGGGAGAUUGACUUAAAAAAUCAGGAAGCCCCUGUCAUCUUUAUUCCUUUCUCCUUGAUUUUCACACCAGCUGGCAAUGAUUUCAGCUCUAAG